AGUACGAAUCAAUAAAAGGAAUCAAGAAAUUACGUCUCGAAGUUUACAAUAUGGCGCCCAACGUGGGGCGAGGACUCACUGGCUAAAAGAUUCGAUUGAAGAAGACAAGCGAUCAGAGCGAGCGGCAUCAUGAGCGAAAAGGAGCUGAAGGAGAAACUAGAAAGGCUUAGAGCGUCGCGAGGAGCCCACAGAGGUGUCCUUACCAAGAGGAUUGGAGAAGCAAACGAGAUACUCGAAUCAGAAGGUAUGCUGAGUAAUGAACAAAUUAAACAAUUAGACGCAUUGCAUCGUUUACUGGAGAACAAAUUGAAACUUGUCGAAGGCCUUGACGAAAGCAUUUUAUCAUUAUGUGAAGUUGAAACUAUUCAAAACGAGAUCGAGGAUUCAGAGAGGGUCCUGGAAAGGGUGGUUGAAUGUCAGAAAAGCAUACAAGAUGCCUUAACAAAAGGGAAGAAUGAAUCUAGCGCGCAAGAAAGCCAAAUCAAUCCCGGCCAAGGUUUACCUGGCGUGGCUUCAACAGCAAUGAAUGUUCAAGCGAAAGCGAAGUUACCUAAGUUGAUAUUACCUAGAUUUAGAGGAGAUGUAACUAAGUGGACCAGCUUUUGGGACUCUUACAAGACAGCAGUGCAUGAAAAUAUGGCAAUUUCUCCUAUCGAUAAGUUCAAUUAUCUCAAUUCACUCCUCGAAGGCCCUGCCUCUCGAUCAAUUCAAGGUUUAUCUUUGACCGAGCCGAAUUACAAAUCUGCAAUCGAAAUUUUACAUGAGAGGUUCGGAAGAACGCAACAAAUAAUUUCCGCACACAUGGAGGAACUGUUGAAAUUGCCAAGCUGCUCGACAUCCGAGCGUUCAAAUUCUUUGAGAUUUGUGUACAACAAAAUCAGCGUCCACAUUCGUGGCCUGUCUUCACUGGGCGUUGCCUCUGAUCAAUACGGCGGUUUAUUAAUUCCAGUGGUUAUGUCUAAGCUUCCCAAUGGACUUCGUGUUAGAAUCGCUAGAGAAACGACGAGUGCUGUUUGGAAAAUUGAAGAACUGAUGGAUGUAAUCAAACGAGAAGUUGAAGCAAUAGAAGUUAGCGAGAAUGUCAAAAUCACCGAAGAUCGAAAUCAGAAACCUCCACCGUACCAAAACAAGAAUCCCAAGUAUCCAACCGCCAAUUCGUUAGUAACCAAAGAUGACCAAACAGCAAAGAAAAAGCCGGAAAUACGAUGUGUUUAUUGUAACGAUUUACACUAUUCAGCGUCUUGCUGGAGGGUGACUGAUCCGAACCACAGAAGAAGUAUACUAAUCGAGUCAAAACGAUGUUUUAAAUGUUUAUUUCCUGGGCAUCAAAUCAAGGACUGCAGGGGCUCAAGGAACUGUCGUAACUGCGGAGGCCGUCAUCAUCAGUCAAUUUGUUUAGGAGGAUAUCGAGAAACGCGACUAGCCGACAAUAACACAAACAACGAAGAAGCAACUUGUUUGGGGAGGACCACUACCACCGCAACUACAAGUACGAAAAGAGCCAAGGGGAGCAUUUUGUUACAAACUGCUACCACCACAGCAACAAACGAAGACCGAUCCAAGUCCGUUCCCGUACGAAUUUUAUUCGACAAUGGUAGUCAACGUUCAUACGUGAUCGACCACAUCAAAGCAAAGCUGGGUUUAACUGCAACGGCGACUGAGACCCUUCACUAAACACGUUU
Pocillopora damicornis (cauliflower coral) is the source of this 1682-nucleotide messenger RNA. RefSeq lists its product as uncharacterized. The record is from RefSeq and is a predicted model, not a curated record. NCBI's taxonomy places the organism in Eukaryota, Metazoa, Cnidaria, Anthozoa, Scleractinia, Pocilloporidae.